This is a messenger RNA of Rosa chinensis, 1014 nucleotides long. Its product is annotated as TPD1 protein homolog 1A. Gene Ontology annotation, biological process: cell fate determination. NCBI's taxonomy places the organism in Eukaryota, Viridiplantae, Streptophyta, Magnoliopsida, Rosales, Rosaceae. The record is from RefSeq and is a predicted model, not a curated record. The transcript is spliced from 4 exons. Bases 146 to 841 code for a protein of 231 amino acids.
UUGAUCUUUCACUUUAGCAGUUCAGCUUCAGCUUGCUCGAUCUCCCUUUAGCCGCGAUCAGAGUCAGAUCAUCUGUUAGAUUCACGUCUAUUUAGCUAUUUUCCUACACAGUGGCUCUAGCUAGUUAAUCGAUCGGAUAGAGGAGAUGGCAUCUGGGAUCAUCACGAGCUCAGGAGGAGUACUGAAAAGUGUGAACGGCAGAUGGAGAUCAGUUUGCAUAGCUUCUUUGGCUCUCUGUUUCGUUUUUAUGCUUCCUUUGCUCUUCGUAGUGGAGGACUUGUUUCACAUGGGAGGAACUCAGGGUACUGCAGCAGCUGGGGAAAUAGAUGACAUUAAGAGACUAGUGGUCUUUACCAAGAAAAACACCAACACUGCCGCCCUAUUUGGACCUCGACCUGGUCGGAAGCUGUUGCAGUCAUCUGAUGGAGAUGGAGAUGGAGAUGGAUCAGAUGAAAAUGGGGAAGGAGAAGGAUCAGAUGGAAAUGGAAAUGGAAAUGGAGAUGGAUCAGAUGGGGGUGACAUGAAUCCAGUUGGGAAAGCAUGCUCAAAGGACGACAUAACAAUCUUCCAAGGGGAAACGGCUCCACUCCCAAGUGGAAUUCCGGCUUACACAGUUCAGAUCCUCAACACGUGCGUCUCAGGUUGCAGCAUCUCUGACAUUCACAUCAACUGUGGAUGGUUUAGCUCCGCCCGCCUUGUCAAUCCUAAAGUCUUCAGGCGCAUGGACUACAACGACUGCCUAGUCAAUGAUGGUCAGCCUCUUGGCCCUGGACAAACCCUCUCUUUCCAAUAUGCCAAUAGCUUUCGUUACCCUCUCUCUGUUUCGUCUGUAGCUUGUUAGCCACUGAAUUAACUAGUGCUUGCUACCGGAUAUAUAAUACCAGCUGUUAAGUAAUGGUUAUUGGUUCCUAGUUCCUUAUUAUGAGCAUAUGUAAUGCUAGUUAAGCAGUCAAGUACGUACCUAUGCACAAAUGAAUCACAUGCUUUGUCAUUUGUCAAAGCAGAGAAUUUGUU